AGAGGAUGAGGGAGAUAACAGCUGAACUGGAACCCGGCACACUUUCCGAUCCACAGCCGCUGUACGGUCAGUACACAGAGCAGCUCGGGAACUUUGCUAAGAAGGAAGCAGCUCGCUUGCUGACGGAGGGAGAAUGGAGGAAACAAAGAACAGCCGAGAAGAGAGUGCCCAACGACAGCAGGAUCACCACACAGAGCAAGAAACAGCAACCCUACUCCAAGUGCAGAGACUGUGUUGCUCGUAUGCAGCGCUACAUUGUCACCAAGCUUGGAGAAGAUUGGAUCUUCCUGGUUCUGCUUGGCCUCACGAUGGCGCUAGUGAGCUGGUGUAUGGACUACGCCAGUUCCAAGAGUCUGCAGGCCUAUAAGUGGAUGUUCCAGGAGCUGAAAGGCAAUGUUCUGCUGCAGUACCUGGCCUGGGUCACCUAUCCCAUGGUCCUCAUCGUGUUUGCUUCACUCUUCUGUCACCUUGUUGCUCCGCAGGCAGUGGGCUCAGGGAUUCCCGAGUUGAAGACGAUUCUACGAGGCGUGGUCCUCAAAGAAUAUCUGACCCUCAGAGCCUUUGUGGCCAAAGUGGUCGGGCUGACCGCAGGACUGGGCAGCGGCAUGCCAGUGGGGAAAGAGGGUCCAUUUGUUCACAUCGCCAGUAUCUGCGCUGCCGUUCUCAGCAAAGUCAUGUCAAUCUUCUCAGGGGUGUACGAGCACCCUUACUGCUACACUGACAUUCUGACGGUGGGCUGUGCUGUGGGAGUGGGCUGCUGUUUCGGGACCCCCCUGGGAGGUGUCUUGUUCAGUAUCGAGGUCACUUCCACUUACUUUGCUGUCAGAAAUUACUGGCGGGGUUUCUUCGCUGCCACGUUUAGUGCCUUCAUAUUCCGGGUUCUGGCUGUCUGGAACAAAGACGCAGUAACGAUCACGGCCCUUUUCCAAACAAACUUCCGAAUGGAUUUCCCCUUUGACCUCCAAGAAUUGCCUGCGUUUGCUAUCAUUGGGAUCUCGUGUGGGUUCCUUGGUGCCUUCUUUGUGUACCUGAAUCGGCAGAUGGUUCUCUUAAUGCGAAGACAAACGAUGUUAACAUGCUUCCUGACAAGAUAUCGGCUCAUCUACCCAGGGGUUGUGACCUUUGUCAUUGCAACCUUGACCUUUCCCCCCGGCUUUGGACAGUUCAUGGCUGGAGAGCUGAUGCCUCGCGAGUCGAUAAACUCCCUCUUCGAUAACCACACCUGGACGAAGCACGUCAGCUCCACGCAUGUUCUGGGGCGAUCGGCGGUCUGGGUGCACCCCAAAAUCAGUGUCUUCUUCAUCCUGCUGCUCUUCUUCGUCAUGAAGUUUUGGAUGUCAGCCAUUUCCACCACCAUGCCUGUCCCUUGCGGAGCAUUUAUGCCAGUCUUCAUACUGGGAGCUGCGUUCGGUCGUCUCAUUGGUGAGAUCAUGGCCACUCUCUUUCCCAACGGGAUUCUCUUUGAUGGGAUUGUUUACCAGAUUCUCCCUGGCGGUUACGCAGUCAUUGGCGCUGCUGCUCUGGCGGGCGCAGUCACGCACACAGUCUCCACGGCAGUGAUCUGCUUCGAGCUGACAGGGCAGAUCUCUCACAUCCUGCCCAUGAUGGUGGCUGUGAUCCUGGCUAACAUGGUGGCUCAGGGGCUGCAGCCCUCCCUCUAUGACUCCAUCAUCCAAGUGAAGAAACUGCCCUACCUGCCUGAGCUGGGCUGGGGACACUUCAGUAAAUUUAACAUCUUCGUGGAGGACAUCAUGGUGCGGGAUGUGAAGUUCAUCUCUGCUCUAUCUCCCUAUGGAGAGCUGCAGACCCUGCUGGAUAGUUGCAGCCUCAAAACCAUCCCUCUGGUCGAUGCCAAAGACACUAUGAUCUUGCUCGGGUCUGUGGAACGUUCAGAGCUGGAGGCUCUGAUUGAUGAUCACCUGUCUCCAGAGCGACGGCUGCGAUGUCAUCACGAGGGGCAGCAGCAGAUGGAGGCCAUGCCCUACAAUGGGCAGAGGUCACCCCCCCGGGGCCAGAGGGGGUCAGGGGUCACUUGGGAGUCAUUCACCUUCGUGGAUGAAGAAGUGGGGGAAGAGGGGAACCCCCCUAUGUUCGAUAAGCCUAACGGACCCCUCCCCCCUCCCAAGCAGCAAGAACCGGCCAAUCAGACACUGCCGGAGAAAGGUCAUUUCCAGGCAGUCAGAAAGACACUCCAGGGUUUAUUCUGCCACUCCCCAGAAACACAACCAGAGGAACCACCACAGCAGGAGGCACCCCCAUGUGCAGACAGCAUGAGCCCUGAAGAGAUAAAAGCCUGGGAGGAGAGAGAACUGGAGAAGCCAAUCCGCUUUGAGAGUUGCCGGAUAGACCACUCCCCCUUCCAACUAGUGGAGAAAACAUCUCUUCACAAGACACACACUCUGUUUUCUCUACUGGGACUGAGUCACGCCUACGUCACAAGUAUCGGCAAACUGGUGGGAGUGGUGGCGCUCAAGGAGAUCCAGAAAGCUAUCGAAGGAUCCACACGCUCAGGGGUGAGAUUGCGCCCCCCUCUGGCCAGUCUGAGGGCCAGCACCCGACAGAGACCCUCUGCCAAGACCCCGUCCCAUCAGGAGAUACAAAUGUGGGGGCGAUCGACGGAGGAGAGAGGGGCGGGAGAAGGAGGAGAGCAUGGAAGAGGGGACAGUGGGGACUCAGAGGAAAGGCAACUGCAGAAUAACGACAACCUCCAGUCGACAGGGACAGACACGGGGCCCGUACUGGAGGAACUGGAGCUGAGGGGAGCGGAGAGUAUGUGUGAGAUCAUCCGAGGACUGGAGCUGAGGGAGAGGGAUCAGGACAAUGAGGACGAGGCCCUGUGAACCCAGCCCCCUGCCUACAGCACACUUCAGCAAGGCUGGUUAUUGACUCGCUGCUGUACCUUUGUAUGAGGUUUACAAUCAUAGAGUGCGGUUCCAGUAGCAUUGCCAUGUCCUUGCCUCUUAUUAGCACUAGCAAUAUUAUCACUGUGCCCUUCAAAAGAGUGCUAACCAAGGCUUCUUUUAGAACCCAUUCUCUUACCUCUGAUUAGCUUUAUUAGCAUUAACUGCCCCCCUUUUAAAGGAGUGCUAUCCAUAUUUAAAAUUAAUUCUCUUGCCUCUUAUUAGCCCAAGCAACAUUAUCACCUUUGAUUACAUUUAGCAAGAGUACACUUUUAUGCAAGUUUACCAUAGUAAAAGCAUAGCAAAGUCUAAUGAAGGAUAGAGAAAGCAUGGUAAAGCAUUUUAAAGCCCAGAGAGGUAUGGUUAGGCAUGUUGAAAAGCACUGCAAACCAUGGGAAACAUAGUAUUAGCAAGGGAAAAGCGCAGGAAAAUUGCAAGAUUAUGCAGAGGGAUUGGAGUACAUUUCUAGGUAACACUUUAUUUUGAGUGUCAUAAAUAUUUUAUUACUAUGCAAUUAACCAUUUGCUGAAGUUUAGUUAGAUACUGUGUGUAUCUAUCAUUAGUUUGAGCUCAUAUGUAGGUUGAGUGUUUUUUGAGACUUGGUAGUUUCUUGUUCCAGUAAAAUAGACUGGUAUGUAGCUAUCCACACUACCUAAAUAAUGCACAUUUAAAUCAUGUGAUUGCCAUUCACAAUCACCUAUUCAAACUGUGAUGAUCGUGUGAAAUAAUAUUAGUAGUGAGCUCCAAUUGCAGUCUAGUGGUAUAUACACACACAUGCAUGACCUAUUUAUUGACUGUUUAUUAACAUGUAACCAAACUUCAGCAAAUACUAUCCACUAGCAUUAACAGAGAUAGUCAAUUAAUACCUUUCCCUUGGAGAGAGACUCAGAUGCUACAUCGAUGAUCUAGAGGUAUUGGGAGCUUCUCGUCUGUGUCGCCUUUAUGCCUGGUAUUUAUACUCUAGUAGUUGGCUCAGAGCCUAUGUGACUACUGUUUGUUUCUGUUAUCUUACUAGUUAUAGUUGUCAACAGUAGAAUGAGUUAUUUAGCUGUUACUCCACGCAGGUGCAAACAACCACAAACUACUCUCUUCAACUAGGUUACUGUGAUUUAUUGGUCACUACAGUUGCUGCUGCUUCCUGGUACCUGAUCACUAAGGCUGUAUUUUUUUGCCGGUUCACGGAUUUUACAAUUUCAGUGAAAUGUGCCCAUUGCUGUGUAAUAUGUAGUUCCCUGUGAAAAUUCCUAUUUUUGAAAAAAAUAGUGUAAAUAUACAUAUCACAUACAAAUAAAUACAGCAAUCAUUUGCCUGAUUGACAUGCUAUAUAUACCGUUAUUUGCAUGAAGUGUAAUGUUACUACAGUACCAAGAAAUUAUCAAUGCAACUGUAGCCUAUUUGAAUUCUGCAUACGUACAUUUAUAUAACAGCUGACCUCUACUGUAGAUUUUAUUUGAAUUAUACAACUGAAAUCUAGGUAUAGAAAACAGCAUAUUAGAUAUUGCAAUAAAGUUUCCUUAGGUGAUUGCGGAUUUGCAAUGCAUCAUUGGCUUUUAACACCUGUGUCUUAUCCACACAAGAACAAAGAACAGGCGUCAAGGACACACAGAUCCACUAGGAAUGUGAUCGAGAUCAUUGACAUGGAAUUUUAAACAUAUUUAAUGUUGUCAGACUCCCCCCACACUUUAUGUACAAUGUACACGUUCACCUUCACACGUUUGUAUGCAUGUAAAAUGUUCUUAUAAUACUGGAAGUGUUUGGUGGCUACUUCUAAUGAUGUUGAGUUUAUUUAUCGCAUGGGGGGAGAGCAAAGAGUACCAGAGAAAAUGCAUGAUUAGAAGAUUCACCGAACAAUUAAUUAUAAACAAAUUGUGUAUUUGGUAGGGAGUUCUAUCGUAAUUUUAAAAGCUUCAUAAAUAUAUAAUGACGGGUUACAUACAUGGUAUACAUGUAUAAUAACUAACAACUACAAACAUGAAUGGCACUUCAGACGUAUUUAUUAAUAGCCUACAAUCAUACAUACUAAAAUACAGAUAAAAGUAGCCAAAUAAAUUCCAACCAAUAUAGAUGGUUUACGGUAUAUAUUUUUUUCUUUUUAACCAAAAAAAGAUUGUAAAAUGCACAUUAAAAGAGUUGUAUAUAGUAAGCUGCGGCAAAAUAUCCCCCCGAAAGAGGGUAAAUGACUAGUGGGGUUUAAUUUUAAUUAAUUUUUUUAAUCCGUGCCAUCCGAUUUUUACCCACACGCCAGAUAAUCGUAAAUCAGCAUUUUAGAUGUGAAGUGUUCUCAAUAGACGCAUGACAAAAUGCACACAUUUAAAUGAAGUUUACAAAUUAUACACAACAUAGAUAUUCCCAUAAUUGAUUUCUCUUUGGCUGCUGCUUUUAUGAGAAAUUAACAACCUCAUCGAUUCGAUUUCAAAGCAUUAACGGAUUGAUUUAAUUAACACAUUUUGUUUGAAAAUCACUUGCUACUAAAGCUCUCGUUAUUAUACCACAAGUUUGGUACAAUAACAUUGCUUUUUGAAAAUUCUGCCCAUUAUGUUUAAUUGUGAAAUAUCUUAAAAUACCUAUUUUUAGACCCUGAAAUGGAAAUAAGAACUUUUUUACAGUGAAAAAAUACAGCCCUACUAAUCACUACCUGUGUCAUAGUUCAGACUCCUGGCAAAGGUACCAGAAUGCAGCAGUUGAUCUGUUGUGUGGCAUAUGAAAUAUAUUUAAUAAAAGGAAAGACUCUCCACAAAAGGGGAGGGUUGUAGUAACAAUGUUAAUUGAUCUACUACGGAUUAGAUUUGGGUUAGCACUCCUUAAAUGUGUUUUUGUCUUUAUCUGCAUUGUCUGAGCUUCUAGAAUUGUAGUGCUCAACUCCAAAAGAGAGCCCAUAAAAAGUGACCUUUCAACUCUGCUUCACACGGCAACUAGUGUUCCACAGACUCGUAACAAAAAUUAGAAAAUGAUUCAAAUUCAAUACUAGAGCCGCAACAAAACUCAGAACCACUCAGAAUCGUUGAGGUGAGAUAGUUAAAAAUAUACAUUAGAAGCAAUCUAUCUUUAUAUAUAUAUAUAUAUACACACACACACAUAGCUAGACACAAAACAGCCAAGUGAGUGACACAAUGGCCACCCCUUUGAUUAGAUGCAGUCCGAAGUAACACAUCUUGAUAUCAUCGCUGAAGACAACUAGAAAGAAAUUAAUUCGUUUUUUGAGCAGUCGAGUUUAAAAAAAGAACUCCAGUAGGGUUGGACAACAUAUAUCGGACUGGAGCUCAUAGUCUAGGUCACUCAUCACAUUCCUCCAAUAGCAGGGAUGCAGCAACAACCCAUACAUCUUGAUUACAAUCUACAAAACCCAGGACUUGAAAGAGACUUCACAAUGGGGUGAUUAUGUUACGAGAAGGCAGGGAGAAGAAGUGGAGUUGGAUCUUGGAUCUUUAUUUUAGGAAUAUCAGGUGCUUGUUUUUCAUAUAAAUCAUUUGUACAAUAUAAUUAAGCUGUGGGGCAUGUUUUAAAGCGUAUCUUCCACCUUAAAAUAACUUCAUAUUUUAAGUAUUUUAGAGUUUUAAAAUAUACAAAAAAAAGGUUCUAGGAGGGUUUGUAUUGAAGUGUUCUCAAGGGUUCUGGAAGGGUCUGUAUAGAACCAGUGAGUUCUCAAGUCUUCCAGAAGGAACUAUGGAAAUCAUGGUACUCAAUGGCUCUUGGAUAUAUUGAAAAAUAUUACUGUAUUUAUUUAUUUUUUUCCUGAAUGGUAUAGAUUAAAUUAUUGAGUACACUAUUGAAACUUGUUAUAUAAUAUAUAAAGUAGGACAAGUAAACUUACUGGAUUUUUUUCUUCUUUUGUAUAUUUGUAAAGUAAGGUUACCUAAUACUUAAUACACUGAGAUGUGUGACAGGUGUGUGUUGACCCACUAUUGAUUUAAUUUCAAGUAUAUAGGGAUCAAUGGAAUCACUGGGCACUCAAAUAUUCUUGAAUGUUUAAUAUUGAACCACUAAGUUAUCAGUGGUUCUUGAAGUGCCUUGUUAUGACAUUUUGAGUUGUGUAUUGUCUAUGCAGACCUGCAUUGGACCAAUGAGUUUUCAAAGAUUCUUCAAAUGUCUUUAUGAAAGCAUCUAGUCACCAAGUGUUCUAGAAGGAUCUGUGGAAACCACUGGGUAUUGGGUGAUUCUUGAAGAUUCUUGAAAACCCCUAUUAAUCCACUCAGUUCUUAAUGGUACUUGAUUAACCUGUAUUGAAUUUGAGUUCUGUAUUAUCUGUCUAUUGAACCAUUGACUUAUAAAAUAUUCUUAAAGUGUUCCAGACUGAUCUAUGAAAUCAUUGGGUACUGCAUGGUUCUAGAACAGGGGUGGCCAAAGUUGGCCCUUCCACUCCUGGUCUUUGUUCCAACCCUGUUCUAAUUUGUUUAAUUGAACCAAUUAAACAUCCGUCAAGACCCUGAAGUAAUUAACUAUUCAAUUUUACCUGCUAAAGCUGGAAGGGAAUGCCCCCCAGGACCUUGAUUGUACACUUCUGUUCUAGAAGGAUCUAUGGAUUCACUGGGUACUGGAUGGUUCUAGAAGGAUCUAUGUAUCCAUUGGGUACUGUGUGGUUUUAGAAUGGUCUAUGUAAGUACGCAAUGGUUCUUGAAUAGUUAAAAUCGAACCAUUACGUUUUCAAAGGUUCUUGACUGGUCUGUGUUUAACUGUUGAGUUUUGGAGUUUGUUGAAGGGUGUGUCUUUUCUCUUUUCUACUACCCCAUUGAGUUCUGUAUUGGGUUUUAGGGAGCUGAGGUGAACCAGUUUUGUUACUGAAAUAUCCAGUUGUCUUGCUUUUUUUUGUUUUGACCGUUUUUGAAUUUCUGGUUAUUUCUUUGUUAAUGUAUUCUUCCUUUAUUUAUUCUUUCAUUUAUUUGCAGUUGUGGUAUUUCUUCAUUUCUUUUGUCUCUCGUGCAUAUUUACAGCUGAAAACAAAGCAACUCAGGGGUUUCUCAAACUUGUCAUAGUCUUUAAAACUUAAUGAAAUGUAAAUGCAAUACAAUCUGUAUAUCUGACUAUAGUAUAUGUCUGUUUAUCUAUCUAUCUAUCUAUCUAUCUAUCUAUCUAUCUAUCUAUCUAUCUAUCUAUCUAUCUGUCUAUCUGUCUGUCUAUUGGUAUGAUACUUUCAAUCUUUUUUUACAGUAUGUAACUAAAAUGUCUAGAGAGAUCAACUAAUAACAGUCUAUUCCUAGUGAGUAAAAGGCAUUGUUGCCUAUGGCGGGUGAGGUGUAGUGAGGUCAUGGUUAGAUAUUUGACUGCUGAGUGGAGAUAUAUACAGAGGAACACCCUGAUGGUUCCUGGAGUGCUGUCGUUAUUCCACCAAUGAGGAAGAGGCUGAAUGCAGACAAGCCCCCACAGAUCUCCAAUCAAUCAUUCUUUAUUUUAUAUAGUGCCUUCAUAGUGGACAACCAUCACAAAGCGCUUUACAAGAUAGUGAGGAACAAUGCAUAAUACAUGAAAUACAGUGAAAUACAGGGCAUAGUACAUUAAAUACAACAGUAAAAAAAAAUGCAAAUACAUUAAAUACUAGGCUAGGAUGUGAAUUUUAAACAUUGUGGAUGCAUGUGUCAUACAGAAUCAUACAAAUAAGAUGGAGUGAAAAACCUGAAAUAGCAAUUUAGACAACAGUUAAUAACAGGUAUCAGGCUUAAAGAGCAUUGAAAGCAAGAGAGAACAAGUGGGUCUUGAGAGUUGAUUUGAAGCGAGAGACUGUGGGAGCUGUACGCACUAAAGCUGGGAGAGAGUUCCAGAGAGUCUCGGCCAUGAAUCUAAAAGAUCACUCUCCAAGUGUGGUGCACUCCGCUUGUGUGCAGGGACAUAGCGGGUCAACAGGUUGGAGAGAUGCUCUGGACCUGUGUGAUGAAGGGCCUUGUAGGCAAGCAGAAGAAUUUUGAUAGUAAUCCUGAACUUUACAGUAGCCAGUGCAGCUGGGUAAGACACUGGGUAAUGUGAUCAUACUUUUUUUACAUCUGGUAAGGAUUCUAGCAGCGGCAAUUUGAACCAGCUGCAAUCGGUUUAUGGCGAGUGACAGAAGACCACCAUAGAGAGUGUUGCAGUAGUCGAGAGAUGAAUGCAUGACAGAGUAUCUCUGCAUCAGGGAGGGAAAGGUAGGGAAGGACCUUUGAGAUGGUUUGGAGGUGGUGGAAGGAGGAUCUGACUACAGAGGAGAUUUGGGCAUCAAAGGAGAGGUUACUAUCCAGAAGUACACCAAGGCUUCGUACAGUGGGGGAAGGCAGCAGCAGACAGUUUCCGAGGUUCAAGGAAGCAAUAUUGAGAUUCUUGAGUUGAGUUUUCAAUCCUACUAGAAGAAGUUCAGAUUUGUUAGUGUUGAGCUGAAAAAAAUUGGAAGACAUCCAGGCCUCGAUGUCUUGGAUGCAAGCUGAGAGCCGGACCAUGGCAGAAGGACAUCCAGGGUCUAGUUUUAGGUAGAGCUGGGUGUCAUCUGCAUAGGAGUGAAACAUGAGGCUGUGCUGAUAGAUGAGGUGUCCCAAGGGAAGAAUGUAGAUGUUGAAGAGAAGAUUGCGUCAGCACUGCUUCCAUCAUAGAAAACAGACUGCAUGCAUCCAGAUAGGUAAGAGGACAGCCAGGAGAGACAGGUUCCAGAGAUCCCAGCAUACUUCUGAAGGUGGUCGAGAAGAAUGCCAUGAUCUAUGGUAUCAAAAGCAGCAGUUAGGUCAAGGAGGACAAGGACAGAGGGAGCAGCAGCAUCAGCAUUAAGCAGGAGAUCAUUUACAAUCCGGAGCAGAGCAGUUUCGGUGCUGUGAUGCGGCCGGAAGCCAGACUGCAGAGAUUCAAGCAGAUUGUUAUCUGUGAGAUGUUUCAUCAGCUGGCUGGCUACAGCCCUUUCAAGAGUUUUGGAGAGAAAAGGAAGAUUGGAUAUGGGACAAAAGUUAGAUGGCUGUUCUGUUUAUAUAACAAGGACAAGAUGGGAAAAAGAAAGUGGCUUAAACCUAAGCUCAACAGAUAGCUUCUUGUAACUGAGAAUAUUUUGAAAUAAAUGAUUUCAUUAUGUAUACUUACUGCCAGUAGCCCAAUUCUAAAUAUAACUUAUUACAUUGUUUAAUGUACACAUCACAAUACAAGAAACCACAUUUAUGUGUAUAUAUGUAUAGCUAUUUUGGAAACUCUUUUAAUAUCUUGCAAUGAUAAUAAUAAUAUAGUUGCGCCGCUUUAUCGGGACGCCUCGGGAGAUGUAAAAAUAUCCUGAAUAAGCAUUUGUCUCAAUUAAACAAGAGGCCUUUGAGGCGACCUUAGUCACACUUAUUUGUUUCUAAAUGAAAAGAAAAAGAAUGAAAUCACAUCAUAUUAAGAUUAACUGUUAAAUGCAUAUUUUAAAAUACGAGUCAAUAUUUUCUUUUUUUAUUCCUAAACAAAUUUUUUUUUUAUUUCUACAUGAAAUGAAAAAGAAUGAAAUCACAUCUUAUCACAAGGUGAGGCACCUGCGAUGUUGAUACGCCAACUUUCUUUGCAACUGCAGCCUGAGAAACCACAGGAGACUCCAGCUCCUUCAAGAGUUCAAUGUGAUUUACGUAAUCUACGCAAAUCACAGCGUAAUCACUUACUCACGUACUCACUGCACUGUGCUACAAGAACCUGUCUUGCUCUGAAAAGCGAUGUCUGUUCAUCAUUUGAAAAUACUGUAUCCCAAUUAAAUAAAGCAAUGUCCCAUUAAACGACAUAAAUAGCAUUGGGAAGAACCGUCUCCCAGAGUUGUAUCCCAUUUAAGCAGCAAUCCCGAUUAUCAGUAUCCUGAUUAUGCAGCGCCGACUCUACCUUCUCCCCAAAACGUUUCUUUUUCUGAUGCGUUUUGAUUCUGAGAUCCAUGUGAAUGUCAUUCCUCCCGAUGAAAGGAACAUCAGCUUUUAAAAUGCUCAAUGCGGAAGUUAAUUGCCACUGAUUGGUACUCAAUUGUAAAAGUGAAGGAAGCACAGCUUUUCUUGUUUUGAAAUCAACACAUUAAUGAAUGGCUUUAUUAAAUACCUGCUGAUAAAUAUUUCUUAAAGGCAGUUCCGAGUACGAGUAUCAGCACCCCCUAAUACAGCUACUAAAUGCAUUCAGUCACCACAUGAUUCUGUUUCCAGCUGUUCUGUCUGAUCAAUAUGUUUAAUAAUCACACAUUUCCCCAGACUCUGCUUACCCAUUCUGUUCUUCUUUGUGAUUUUGGCAGGGCUAACAAGCCUGUCAGUGGCGUUCAUCCCCCAUCGUCAUGGCUGUGAAUUGCAAUUACUGUGAGUUACAUGAAAGAGUUGACCACCCCAAAUCCACUGUAGGUUUGACAUGCAAUCAGACAGACAGCUGCCUUCACACACACUCAACAGCCUGUGCUAAAGAAUGUCCAGACCAAGUUUCUUCAUAAUGGGAUCAGUGGUUCUCUAGAUAGACAGACAGCCUCCACACACUCCCAGAUACCCUCAAGCUAAAGGAGAUGUUAAGGUUUCAUCGCUAUUGGAGAAGCAGGUCUGUAGAUAUGUAUUCAAAUGUAAGUGUGCUAUACAGGUGGGCAGAUAAUCAGCCUUCAUAUUCCAGAGAUUAUGAUAUACUGGGCUAAAGAAAGUCCUUAGAAGGUCAGUUUCAGUUUCAUUUUGGGAUUGUGUGAAAAAUGAUG
Molecule: messenger RNA, 11508 nt
Organism: Acipenser ruthenus (sterlet)
Lineage: Eukaryota; Metazoa; Chordata; Actinopteri; Acipenseriformes; Acipenseridae
Product: chloride channel protein 1-like
Exons: 23
Coding region: 6-2840 (944 amino acids)
Biological process (GO): chloride transport; transmembrane transport
Cellular component (GO): membrane
Molecular function (GO): voltage-gated chloride channel activity
Source: RefSeq, a predicted model, not a curated record